AUGCGCUUGUUGGCUUUUUUAUCCACAAACUUUGUAUUAUAUAAGCUAAUUGUCUCAAGCGUAUUGAUAAAUUCGGUAAAAACUGGCUUUGGAGCCGUCGGUGUGUCUCUGAAUCUCGAAAGGAAUUGUAUAAAUCGGAAACUACGGCACACCUCAUUGGAUUCCUCACGUUGUUGCUCAUUUGUUGUUCAAAGAAGUCCAAAUUUCGCAAAAAAUAGUAAAAGUGUACCAGUUAAUAGCUAUUCAGGCCCACAGUCUGCGGCUUCUUCAGCUUCAUGGGACAAAGUCAACAAAAGUACGAAGGAUUCCAUUGAUAAUCUCAUAAAGACAAAACUCUCAAACACCAAAGAUGCAACAAAGUACUUGCAGAGCCUAGCUGAAGUAGGAUCUUCAGUCUUUGAAUCUUCCCCCUCACCUUCCAUUUUGUACAAUAUUCCAAGAGAUCUAAAAUCGUCCAAGACGUUUAACACAUUGGAUCUCUAUUCAGAGGAUGGACUCCGUGACUAUUUUGUUUUCAAAGCACCUGAAUCUGUCCAGUAUAAACUGGUAACGGACUGCAUAUCACUGAUUUAUAUAUCAGUAUUUGUCGACAAACACAAUCGUAUAUACGUCGAUGGAGUAUCUGACAGUUUAAUAGUGCGAGGCAUCCUCGCCAUACUACUCUCAAAGAUAAAUGGUAAAAGCAUGGAUGAAGUAUUGUCAAUGAAUCAGAGCGACGUAGAAUUUGGUGAAGAUGUAUCUGGAAUCGGUCUAAUCAGGAGAAACGGAAUUCAGCUUAUACUCAAUCACGUAAAAAAUGAAUGUAAAAUACAUAAAAGGGAACACAAUGUCUACCAAGUAAAGGAAUAUUCCACCAGAGAAAAGGUUGCCUUGUUGAUAAGUGGAGGAGUUGACUCUUCUGUGGCAUUAUGGCUUUUAAAGAAUCGCGGGUACCAUGUGGAAGCAUUUUAUUUAAAGGUCUGGGAUCUCCUCGAUACCCAAGAAACUUGUUCCUGGGCCACUGAUAUUCAGUAUGCCAUGGACGUGUGUAAAAUGUUAGAUGUAAAACUGCACAUCAUACCAUUCAAAGACCUGUAUUACUCUAACAUCAUUCAGCAUCUAGUAAAAGAUUCGAGAGAAGGAGAAACCCCAAACCCGGAUGUAGAGUGUAAUAACAGAAUAAAGUUUGGAGAAUUUUUAAAAUUUGCAAUAGAUUGGGAGUUUGAUUAUGUGGCAUCAGGGCAUUAUGCUCGGAUAAAAAAUGAUAUUGUAUCAAAAGAUCAUCCGGAGAUUGAUCUAAUGGGAUCUCCAGAGAUAUUAGACAUCCUUGAAGGGUGUAAGUACGAUUCUAGAGGGUUCUAUAAUAUAAGGCGCCUGUGUCUUUCGAGGGAUAUAAACAAGGAUCAAACGUAUUUCCUCAGUAGACUAAAACAGUCGCAGCUAAGCAAAUUAAUUUUUCCGAUUGGAGACUUUGAAAAGAAAAAGGUGAGGGAUAUUGCCAACACGGUAAUGCUUCCAACUCGUGAUAGAAAAGAUUCAGUAGGACUCUGUUUCCUAGGAAAUGUCCAUCUAUCCUCGUUCUUGACGAGGCAAAUUGGUGAAUCCAAGGGUCCAAUUAUUGACAAUGAUUCAAUGAAAAUAAUUGGCGAGCAUUCUGGUCUCUACAACUACACGAUAGGGCAAAAGGAGAGGAUAAACCAGUGCAUAUUCAAAGGUAAUCCAGAAGUUGUCAGACAUGUUGUAAAGAAGGACGUUGAAACAAACACUCUCUAUGUUACGAGCUCAUACAACUCGCCAAAGUAUCUCAAACCAGAUGGUAUCCGUUCAAUAUUUCACGUAAAUGACAUUCGGUGGAUCGUUCCGGAUUUCCGUGGCAUUCUCAACCGAGUUGCAUGCAAUGAUGCGGGGGGUCUAGUCCACAAACUAAACGUGAAACUCAGACACUCUCCCAAUUUUAGGGCCUGUCUUGCGAAUUUUGAUCAAUCCUCAAACCUGCGUUUAAACAGUGCAUUCAUAAAACUAAAUACAGCCGACUCUGGGAUAUCCACUGGACAGUAUGCUGCAUUUUACGUCAAUGACCAGUGUAUCGGAGCCUCAAAGAUGAUAACCGCUAAUGUUUGA
This is a messenger RNA of Theileria equi strain WA, 2100 nucleotides long. Its product is annotated as tRNA 5-methylaminomethyl-2-thiouridylate-methyltransferase, putative. Gene Ontology annotation, molecular function: sulfurtransferase activity. The transcript has 4 exons. Gene Ontology annotation, biological process: tRNA processing. The coding region runs from base 1 to 2100 and encodes 699 amino acids. The record is from RefSeq and is a predicted model, not a curated record. NCBI's taxonomy places the organism in Eukaryota, Apicomplexa, Aconoidasida, Piroplasmida, Theileriidae.